UGCAGCAGCCACACUUUUGACUAGUUUUGGAUACGGAUGCGGGGGCCUCUAUGAUUUUUCCAGAUAAUCCUGGUCAAAGAUUGUUUACGAGGAGUCAAACGCCUAGCGGGAUUGACCGCCCGCUGGGUCCACCGAUAGCCAAGCGAAAGAAGUGGAUCGCAGGAGCAUCGAUUAUCCAGAGCAACAAGUUGCGGUUUGGAUCUGCAUCCGUAUCUGUACAAGAUGCCGGUAAAGAUGUACGAUGUCACGUCGCGCGUGUUUAGCGCCAUGCAGAACCUGGACAUCACAUUGCUGGCCAGUUACCCGGAGACGGAGAUCCGGCCGGUGCUGCCGUCGUUGGUCCGGAUGAGCCUUCUAUCGCCGCUGGAUAACACGGAAUCAUCGAUGGAAUCGCGCAAGCAGAUCCUGGCCGUCCUCAUCGGUAUCGAGGUGGUGAACAGCAUAGUCUCCUACCUGCAGGUCAACUACCACGAGCUUGAGAACGAGCUCAAGAAGGAGUUGCAAACGCGACAGAAAUCUGUCUACUUCGAGGGCCAACAGCACGAAUACGGCCUGCAGUCCGGUAUUGCGCUGGGAUUCGAGCGGGCGGACGUGGCCCGCAAGGUGCGAGUGGUGCUCUCAGAGAUUUUUAAUCUUCAGCAGCAGGUUUCGGAGCAGAAGCCGGCUGCCCACUCCGAAAUCCUCGACGAUGGCAUCUAUCUGGAGGAAGUUGUGGACAUCCUCUGCAUAGCCCUUGCCGAGCUGCCCUCUCUGCUUAAUAUCCUUGAACUGACUGAUGCCCUCGUCCAUGUGCCGAAUGGUCACAGAAUUAUCUGCGCUUUGGUGGCCAAUUUCCCGGACUGCUAUCGCGACGUGGUGUCCCACGUGAUCGCCAACUGUGAUGAGGAGGGCACCGACGGCAAGUACCGGCUGACCCUGUUGAUGGCGCUUAGCGAGAUGAAUCCCUCCCAGGCGCUGGCCAAUCGUUCCAUGUGCGUGGAAAUGCUGAAAGUGCCCUCAUUUAUGCUUAAGCUGACACUGAAGCAUCCCGAGGACCUGAUUGCCUUUCUCACCGGCUUGCUGCUGGGAAACGAUCAAAACCUACGCUCCUGGUUCGCCGUCUACAUCCGCUCCAGCCAGAAGCGCAAGGGCGACGCACUUAAUCUGGUGCGUGUGGAGCUGCUGCAGAAGGUGAUUCAAACGACCAGCAAGGCGACGGAGCUUCGUGACUUCAAUUUGCAGGGAGCGGUACUGCUACGUCUUUAUUGUGCCCUCCGCGGAAUAGGCGGGCUGAAGUUCAACGAUGAUGAGAUAAAUGCGCUGUCCCAGCUGGUCACCAGCUGUCCCCAGGCAACGCCAUCGGGCGUGAGGUUUGUGACGCUGGCCCUUUGCAUGCUCAUCGCCUGUCCAUCGCUAGUUUCCACCGUUCCGCUUGAGAACAAGGCGGUGGAGUGGCUUACGUGGCUGAUACGUGAGGAUGCCUUCUUUUGCAAACGCUCAGGGACUAGUUCGUCCCUCGGCGAGAUGCUCCUCCUGCUGGCAAUCCAUUUUCACAGCAACCAGAUCUCAGCGAUCAGCGAAAUGGUUUGCUCCACGCUGGCCAUGAAAAUACCUAUUCGGCCGAAUAGCACGAAUCGCAUUAAGCAGCUCUUUACCCAGGAUCUUUUCACGGAGCAGGUGGUGGCCCUACAUGCUGUUCGCGUCCCGGUGACGCCGAAUCUGAACGGCACAAUACCUGGCUACUUACCGGUGCACUGCAUACACCAGUUGCUCAAGUCGCGGACUUUCCUGAAGCAUAAAGUGCCGAUCAAGGCGUGGAUCUUCAAGCAGAUCUGCAGCUCUGUGCGGCCCGUGCAUCCGGUAAUGCCCGCCUUAGUGGAGGUGUUUGUGAACACGUUGAUCAUACCGAAUCCCACCGGAAAGGUGAACAUUGACCACAUGCACCGGCCGUUCACAGAGGCGGAAAUUCUGCAUGUCUUCCGGACCUCGAAGUUAACCUUAUUCGCCGAAGAGCUGCCCCCAAUGGCAGAAAGUGAGGAGCUAUCUUCCAUAGAGGUUAGCUGCCCACUCACUGCCCAGCUUCUGAUGAUAUACUAUCUGAUGUUGUAUGAGGACACGCGACUGAUGAACCUAAGCGCUCUGGGCGGCCGCAAGCAGAAAGAAUACUCCAACAACUUCUUGGGCGGGCUGCCACUGAAGUAUCUGCUGCAGAAGGCUCACCACUACCACCACGACUAUCUGUCGCUGUUCCACCCGCUGCUGCGACUCAUUAUCUCCAACUAUCCACACCUCAGUAUGGUGGACGACUGGCUGGAGGAGCAAAACCUGACGGAGGGCAAUCCUCCGCUGGCAGUGGUGAGCAAGCGGGAGCUGAAACCAGAGCAACUGGAUCAGGCGCUAGGAGCUAUUCAAUCAAAGCCGCAUCUGGCCAUUCGGGCGUUUAAGCAACUGCUCCAACUACCACCAGAAUCCCUGGCGCAAUAUGGCCAGAAGCUUGUGCAGCACAUGCCAAUGGUCUUUGAGAAGACAGUACCGCGGUACAUUAAAGACCUGUAUAACGAUCUAUGGCUGCGCCUGAACGCAGUGCUACCCACCACCCUCUGGAUUAUGUCGCUGCGGGCGAUUACUAGUAGCUCGGACUCUAUCAACAGGCGCUCCUUUGGCAACGAGAGUCUUUUGGAGCCCAUGGAAGUACUAAGUUGCCCUCGUCACGUAUUCUGCUCUCCGUAUCUGCUGAUGAUUCUACUCCGCAUCCUCAAGGGAAGUCUGGCCGCCUCUAAGACGUAUCUCAAUGUACACAUGCAGCAGAAACAAGUGCUGGACAAAAACGGCUUGGUGCAGACUGAUGCGGAUCGGGAGGAGCUGAAGACAACGCUGAUUGCCUCGCAGGAGAGCGCCGCCGUUCACAUCCUGCUGGAGGUGCUGGAGUACAAGGCGAGCAAAGCCCACGACCGUGUUUCCCAUUUGGAGCUUCGCGAGAUCCAGGGCAUUAUAGGCACAUACGUCCACCAGGCCUUCAUUUCGGAGCCCUCGUUGGCGAAACUGGUCCACUUCCAGACGUACCCCAAGUCCGUCAUCCCCAUGAUCGUGGCCAGCGUACCGUCGAUGCACAUCUGCAUUGAUUUUGUCCACGAGUUCCUCAAUGUAACCGAGAUGGACAAGCAGAUCUUCACCAUCGAGCUCACCUCGCACCUGGUUCUCAACUACUCGAUACCCAAGAGCUUGGGCGUCUCGAAGUUCUGCCUGAACGUGAUCCAGACCACGUUGUCCCUCCUCACAUCUUCAGCCAAGUGCAAGUUCCUGCGGAACAUCCUGCCGGCCAUGGUGCGCUUUGUGGAGACUUUUCCCAUCCUGGCGGACGACUGUGUCAACAUACUGAUGACCACUGGCCGUAGUCUCCACUCUCAAUCCUCGCUGGGCGUAACUACCAUGCAGAUGCCGCUCACGGAGAGCGCUAAGCUCUGCUCCUACAGGGAUGCUCAGCUACACAUCACCAUGAUAGAGGAUGCGUUCAAGGCGCUUGUCACGGCUGUCAUGCAGAAGUCGGAACUGUAUUAAUAGGAGGUGGCUAAGCCUCAGAAAUCCCUUACUCUACCCAUUUAUUUUUUCCCGCCCUCGUCUUAAUAUAAUAUCGUAUGUAAAAUUCAUAAAAACAAAUGACCAAAAUAGUUUAAGUAAAAAGCUAAUUUUUAAAAUCUACCCCUUUAGUGAACUAUUAAAGAUUCUU
This is a messenger RNA of Drosophila bipectinata, 3706 nucleotides long. RefSeq names its product integrator complex subunit 2 (gene IntS2). Gene Ontology annotation, biological process: snRNA 3'-end processing. NCBI's taxonomy places the organism in Eukaryota, Metazoa, Arthropoda, Insecta, Diptera, Drosophilidae. The record is from RefSeq and is a predicted model, not a curated record. Gene Ontology annotation, cellular component: integrator complex.